AUGAGCACGAUCUUGCAGGACUGGAUAGACCUGCUUAAUGCAGAGCAGUAUGUACAAGGGGACAAACUGCGGGAAAACUCGCGGCAUGGCGUAGCCGCACCCAUCAGAGGUGAAGUCUGGCUGUACCUGCUCAAUGUGCUUUCAGAGGACAAGACAUCGGAAAUCACCUCUCUGAUGUCCCUCAAUACCAGCUAUCAGUCGCUACCAUCCUCAAUCCCACCUCAUCUCACAUCCCUCUUGACCCAGGCGGCACUCGCCCACCACACCAAACGUUUCCGCAACGAGACCUACGCAGAUCUUAUCACUGCGAUCACAGCCGAGCCACCCGUUGCCAAAGAUCCUCGCAUCAUGUCUCGCGCGGGUAUCUUGGGCACCGUCAAGCCCGCAGCUGAUGGACGGUCUUCACGCGCGUCGCCUAAGAUUGGGUCAGAGCACCACACCAUGCCCCCACCUCCUGUGUCACUGCUCCCACAUCCGUCGGCUGAGGAACCGGAGGCUCUGAGUACGAUUCGCUCCCAACUAUCACGGAUUUUACCCAAGCCUCCUAGCGCUCCUCCCUCCAGGCAUGGGUUCCUGUCGUUAUUGGAAGAGGUUUUGGGCAAGUUUUGGAAUGCGGAGAACAUGAACGGGAGGGACGAUUCUUAUAGGAGGGACGAGGCUGGGGAGUACGAGGGAAGCGAGAAGGAUUGGGUGUAUCUCGCGACACCUUUUGCUUGCUGCUUAUCAAAGCCUGUGGGCGUUUUUCUGGGGUUCAGGGCUCUUAUGGACCGGCUCAGGAACUUUCCUCCACUGCCUAUCCGGCUAGCCUCCUUCCUGACAUUGUUCCGACAAGCUCUACCUGAAAUGCAUGCCUACUGCGAGGAUGAGCAGGUACCUUAUGUCCAGGUGGCAUUGAGCUGGAUGACGACCCUGUUGGCGAAGGAGAUGUGGCUGGGCGAUGUUUUGAGGCUGUGGGAUACCUAUCUCGCGGCUGACGACAUGUUUGAACUGCAUUGUUAUGUUUGUGUUUCCAUCUUGUCGACAUGCAAGGAGACUUUGGAAGAGCUGGACGGUUCAGAGGCAAGGCUUGUCUUACUAGACCUUCCCCCGUUAGACGUUGACAGAUUAUUGCAGGACGCCGCCAAUCUCCGAGUAGCCUUUCCACUACCACGUCCGGUGCAAGAAGACUGGUAA
This is a messenger RNA of Cryptococcus wingfieldii CBS 7118, 1173 nucleotides long. RefSeq lists its product as hypothetical. Lineage: Eukaryota; Fungi; Basidiomycota; Tremellomycetes; Tremellales; Cryptococcaceae. Gene Ontology annotation, molecular function: GTPase activator activity. Gene Ontology annotation, biological process: activation of GTPase activity. Bases 1 to 1173 code for a protein of 390 amino acids. The transcript is spliced from 7 exons. The record is from RefSeq and is a predicted model, not a curated record.